Molecule: messenger RNA, 3318 nt
Organism: Hippocampus comes (tiger tail seahorse)
Lineage: Eukaryota; Metazoa; Chordata; Actinopteri; Syngnathiformes; Syngnathidae
Gene: arhgef3
Product: Rho guanine nucleotide exchange factor (GEF) 3
Exons: 10
Coding region: 22-1977 (651 amino acids)
Biological process (GO): positive regulation of Rho protein signal transduction; intracellular signal transduction
Molecular function (GO): guanyl-nucleotide exchange factor activity
Source: RefSeq, a predicted model, not a curated record
GAGAGAGAAGCUUUGAGUGGGAUGGAAUUGAGCUUUUGUGAUCCAGAUGUUGUUGUGAGGAGCAGCAGAGGAGUUGAGUUGUCGUUGUGCGCUUGGCUGCGGGCUCGUCGCAAACCGGUGGCGAACUCGUCUUUGUUUGGUUUUGGGGUGAGCAUCAUGGUUGCCGGGCAGAGGCGUUUGGGUCUGCUGCUACACAACUUGAAGUCGGCGUCGUCUGUGGAGGUCAACAAGUGCGGGAGCAAACAAGUGCCGGAACCGAGCGCCAAGCGCAGCAAAGCGUUGGUCUCCAGGGUGACGUCACUGGCCGGCCUCCUGCCCAUCAAGACGGCGCCGCUCAAAAGGUUCGGCCAGACGCUGCAGCGUUCCAUCAGCUUCCGAAGGGAGCGAGGGCUUCCUCCUCCGCCGUCGCCUCCGCCUCCUCCUCGGCCUCCUGCCCCCUCCUCCUCCUCUUCCAUGAAGAUGCGAGUGACCUCAGUAGCCAUGUCCAACUCCUCCUCCUCUACUACUACUUCUUCUUCUUCUUCUUCCUCCUCUGGCUCCACGACGUCCAGAGUUGCCGCAGCGACCGGCCCGGCCGCCAAGCGCCGCGACAGCAAACUCUGGAGCGAGACCUUCGAUGUCCACUUGGGGGCCGCGCAAACGCUCAGCCCCAAAGACAUCAAACGGCAAGAGGCGAUUUUUGAAUUGGCUCAGGGCGAGCAAGAUCUGGUGGAGGAUCUCAAAUUGGCAAAAAAGGCGUACCACGACCCCAUGCUGAAGCUGUCCAUCAUGACUGAGCGAGAACUGAACCAGAUCUUCGGUACCCUGGACUCACUGAUCCCCCUUCAUGAAGAGCUGCUGAGUCGGCUCUGCGAGGCCAGGAAACCGGACGGGUCCACAGAACACGUCGGACAGAUCCUGACCGGCUGGCUGCCCUGUCUGUCAUCGUACACGGCGUACUGCAGCAACCAGGUUUGGGCCAAGGCCCUGCUGGACCAGAAGAAGCUGGACCGUCGGGUGCAGGACUUCCUGCAGCGCUGCCAGCAGUCGCCCUUCAGCAGGAAGUUGGACCUGUGGAACUUCCUGGACAUCCCGCGCAGCCGACUGGUCAAAUACCCGCUGCUGCUCCGGGAGAUACUCAAGCACACACCCGAGCACCACCCAGACCGGCCGCACCUGGACCAAGGGAUGCUGCUGGUCCAGGGCGUGGUGGCCGACAUCAACAGGCGCACGGGAGAGUCCGAGUGUCAGUUCUAUAAGGACCGGCUGCUCUACGCCGAGGUGGGCCACAGGGACGCCCUCAUCCAACGCUCGCGGACGCUCAGUUGCCACGGCGAGCUCAAAAACAACCGGGGACUGAAGCUCCACGUGUUCCUGUUCCAGGACGUGCUGGUCAUCACACGCUCCGUCUCGCUUAACGAGCAGCCCGUCAGCUACCAGCUGUGCCGGCGACCAAUCCCCAUCUGUCAGCUGGACCUAGAGGACGUCUCGGACGGCGAGAUGAGAGUGGGCGGCUCCAUCCGGGGAGCUUUCAGCAACAACGAGCGCACAAAAAACUUCUUCCGCGUGUCGUACCGGGUUUCGGGUGGCGCUCCGCAGAGUCACUGCUUCCAAGCCAGCGACGCCUUCAACAAGCAGCAGUGGAUCAACUGCAUCCGCCAGGCCAAAGAGGCAGCGGAGGCGGAAGCGGCACAGGAAAAUGGACCGUGUUUGGCAAAAGACAUCAGGAAGGAGCUGGAGACGGAGCUGGAACCAGAGUUGGUGAUGGAGUCAGAAUCGGAGCCGGAGGACGACAAAAGGCUGUGCGAGCAAGGUGAGAACAGGACGGCAAGGAAAGCGGACACGGGAAGUGAUGCCGCUGUGGCCAUGGAGACGGAACAGGCCGAAUUGAGGAUGGAAAUGGAGGACGACGUCGGUGAGACACGCAAUGGGGAUGCUGAGGAGGAAAUGGAGGCGUUCAACAAGGACGCCAGUGACGAAGAGAACAUACGAUGCUGAUGUUUGCACUUCACAAACUACCAGAAAGGUCUGGGUAAAUGUAUGGUCACCAUGGUAACCAGGGACAACAAAUACCAAAGAGACUUUCACCAAACCCACUGGCUGCAGUCACUUUAAAAGCUUGGAAAAGCCGAACCCCCCUGUAGCUGUUCUGUCUAACAGAAAUUUCUGCUUUAAGAUGUCGUAUCCUGUGUGUAAAGGCUUUUUCACACCACACUUGGUUUUCUUUGUGUUCAAGGACAACGGAGCCCCGGUGACUGCUUGCCUAUAUUUGGUAGUCCUUGCGUGGCAGCCAAUCAGGAAGAAACAGGGAGACGUUUACCACUUGUUGAUUGUGAAAUCAAUCCACCAGCGACAACAUGCUGCGUGUUACUAAGUGCAGCGUGAAAAGGGGAGCUCAAGUCAAAAAAUUUCUUUCCCAUAAUUCUGUUUGCCCUCAUUUAUGCAAACAGGCUAUUUUUAUCCAGAACCACCGUUACAUAAAUGUUAAUCUGCCUUUGGGCUCGCAUUGGAUACGGAUCACCCGUUGUCUAGGUCACAUGACAUUUGCAAUGCGAGCCCGGAGGCGCAUUGCUGUCAAUAUCCCUUCGCCAGCACGGGGCAGUGUUGGAUUUAAUGUCAGCGGGUUUAGACGAGUGGGGGCACACAGAACAUUGUGCAAAGGAAAUGUUUGACUUGAGUUUAACAUCCAACACUCACUUCUCUUCUCUGGAUUCUAUGUGAAAGGCACAUAUGGUUCAAUUUCACAUGUACUGUCCCUGACUCAGAUUCGCUAAUUUUUGUGAUGUCUCUGUGGGAAAUGGGCUCAUCAUCAAAAAAAAACAAAAAACAACACCUCAGUGAUUUUAACAUUGUCUAUGACACUCACUGCAAUAAUGUAUUUAUUACUAUUCAGAACUGAGAGGAAUAACAAUAUAUGUCUGCCCUUUGACAGCUUCUUGUCACUCUGCCAAAUCGAUGCUGCCACAAGGCAAGUCAAAAUCGGCUACGAGACACUAUGUUUGUCUGUCGGCUCAAAAUCAGGCUAAGUCCCCGUAGUCUGACGUCGGCAUGUGGGGAUUAAUCGCCGGUCAUACAUAAUAUAUUGCCCCCAUGCUCUUAUGUUGUCAUCCUAUGAUGUCACCGUGUUGUCAAAAUGAGUUUGACGAAAGGGGCAUAUUACUCCUCCCUGUAAUGACUCAUCUCACAUGUGCAGCCUGCUGUGUUAUGAUUAUGACGAUUUGAAAAUUUUUCCCAAAUGAAUGACAAUCGGAAAAAGACUGUAAUGUGUAUAUCUGGAACUGCUGUAUAAUAUAUAUAUGUGUACAUCGAUGUAGAAAUAAAGCCAUUCAUAUCUGUCAA